UCAGGUCACAAACAGAGCAAUUUCAGACCAAAAAGAAGUGCAAGUUCAUCAACGAGCAAACAAGUUAGUCCCACAGUAACACCCUCUUAUGUACAACUGCUGAUACGAGACGAGCUGAGACUUCUACAGAACCAAAUCUGCGCUAAAGAUCACGUGUUAUGCCGUGCAGGACCGAGAGGAAAACCGGGCCGUCGAGGAAGACCGGGAAACCCUGGGAAGUAUGGCCCCCAGGGAAUUCCAGGACCAAUGGGCAUAAAGGGAGAUCCGGGAGUACAGGGAAAUGUGGGACUACCGGGACCAAGAGGACCCCGAGGAGAGAAGGGUCAGAAAGGCGAACAGGGAAAGUCAAUUUCCGCUCCCUUUUUCAUCGAAGCGCCUGCUGAAAAGACAGUCAAAGAAGGCCAAACAGCAAUUUUGAAAUGUUCAGUUGACGGGUAUCCACAACCGAGGGUCACCUGGUCCAGGGAAAGACCGACUCUGCCUCUUCGGCGUUACGUGACGGGACCCAGUAACGCUCUGAUCUUAAAAGAUGUAAAACCAGAAGAUACUGGAAUCUACACCUGUAGCGCAGAAAACCUGCUGGGAAUUACUAACGCCUCAGCACAAUUAACAGUGCAAUGUAAGUUUUAUCGCUCACGAAAUCUUUUGAAAGCUUAUGCGAACAAUUCGUGUCAAAACAUAACUUGCCAAUCCUUGCCCUUAUAAUAUCGGUGAAUUUUAACAACAAGUAGGCACUAGAGUAAUCCAAGCAAAUCGUCUCUUCAAGACUUGAUAAUUCUAAAGCAUUCACCUUCAUUCAUUUGUUUUUUCUGGUUAUAUUUAAACAGUUGCUCCGCGGUUAUCAAUGAGUCCCAGUCGAGUGAUGGCUGAAGAGGGACAAAACAUCAACAUUGCCUGCAGUGCUACUGGUCAGCCGCAGCCUAUUAUCACGUGGUCGAAAUCGAUCGGUGAUUUACCUGUCGGAGCUGUGGUUAGUUCUACUGCAUUGAAAAACAACAAGGUGAAAAACCAGGACGGGGGAACCUAUGUGUGCAGAGCAAAGAAUAUUCUUGGGAAUGUUCAGGGUACAGCUCAAUUGGUGGUUUUCUCUCGUCUGCGAUUUAAAGUUCGCCCACCGAUGGAAACUACUCCUAAGCUGGGGUAUCCUGUGCGUUUACCAUGUGUAGCCGAAAGUGACCUGGGCACUACAAUCACAUGGUUAAAGGAUGGCAAUCCAUCACUUCCGGUUGAUUCUAACAUUUUACGGAACAACACACUGGUUAUUUAUAACGUGAAAAAUUCACACGUUGGAUCAUACACUUGCAGAGCAAGCAACACUUUGUCAACAAUCGAAGCUAGCGUUGAAAUUAAGACUCCAACUGUUUCUUCCUGUUCUGUGGCACGGAAGUACAUCAGUGGCUCUAGCGGAAGUUACGUCAUUGACCCGGAUGGUAACGGGGGACUGGCACCGUUUACUGUGUAUUGUGACAUGAGCGACAAAAAUGGAGUUGGCGUGACAGUUAUAAGUCACGACAGUGAGAGCAGAACACUAGUGGACGGACUUGAGGAAGCGGGAUCAUACACACGCAAUAUUCAUUAUUCAGGAGCAAGUUUUCCUCAGCUGGCGAGCCUUACUGACGUGUCUAAAAACUGUAUACAGUUCAUCAAAUAUGAAUGCUAUGGCUCUGUCCUGCUUUCCGGCCCAUAUGGCUGGUGGGUAUCACGUGACUCUUCUGAAAUGACGUAUUGGGGAGGAGCCUCACCGGGAAGUAAUAAGUGCGCAUGCGGAAUGACCAACUCAUGUGCAGACUCCGGUAAAAGGUGUAAUUGUGAUAAGAAUGAUGCAGUGUGGCGUGAAGACAGCGGUCUUCUCACGGACAAGACACAACUGCCAGUCAAACAGCUCAGGUUUGGAGAUACAACAACACACGGUCCUAUUGAUGAGAAAGGCUUCCACACUCUGGGGAAACUUAAUUGUUACGGAAUAGCAAGUGAAUAG
Molecule: messenger RNA, 1978 nt
Organism: Porites evermanni
Lineage: Eukaryota; Metazoa; Cnidaria; Anthozoa; Scleractinia; Poritidae
Source: the annotation of a GenBank genome assembly